GUCUAAGACGAGAGAGAAAGAGAGAGAAUGUGUGGGUUUUAGUUUCACGGAGAUAUAUAUCUAUAUCUAUAUCUGCUCCUGUGUCUGACCCAGCUUUUCUUUCCUUUUUUAAUUUAUUUUGUCUUGAAUCUGUUCGACGAAAUUCCUCUAUGAAAAUUUAGACCCGAUUCAUUCAUUAUAAACAUGAAACAUUGUGUAGUAGCUGACCGUCUUUUCUCAAGGCAUUGAAAUAGUGUGUGUCUAGUUAAUUAUUUUGAAAAAUGUCAUUUCGUAGUAUAGUACGUGAUGUUAGAGACGGGUUUGGUAGUUUAUCUAGGCGUAGUUUUGAUGUGAGGCUAUCAGGGAUUCAUAGCAGAGGAAAAUCUCAGGGUUCGAUUACUGAUUUAAGUGAUAAUCAGGCGGCACUUGUGGUCCAAAAUAGUCGGUGGGCUAAUCUCCCUCCCGAGCUUCUUUUUGAUGUAAUUAAGAGGUUAGAAGAGAGUGAAAGUACAUGGCCUGGUAGGAAACAUGUUGUUGCUUGUGCUGCGGUUUGUAGGUCGUGGAGGAGUAUGUGUAAGGAAAUUGUUAGAACUCCUGAAUCCUGUGGGAAGCUUACUUUCCCAGUUUCGCUAAAGCAGCCAGGGCCACGCGAUGUUACUAUGCAAUGCUUCAUCAAGAGGGAUAAAUCAAACUUAACUUAUCAUCUUUUCCUGUGUCUUAGUCCAGCUGCUUUGCUAGUUGAAAAUGGGAAGUUCCUGCUGUCUGCAAAAAGAACUCGAAGGACUACUUGUACCGAAUAUGUCAUUUCCAUGGAUGCAGAAAACAUUUCAAGAUCAAGCAGCACCUACAUUGGAAAACUCAGAUCAAAUUUUCUUGGGACAAAAUUCAUAAUAUAUGACACACAGCCUCCACAUUCUGCUGCCAAUAUCCCACCACCAGGCCGAUCCAAAAGAUUUUAUUCCAAGAAGGUCUCACCAAAAGUGCCGAGCGGCAGCUUCAAUAUCGCCCACAUCACCUAUGAGCUUAACGUGCUAGGUACACGUGGCCCACGUAGAAUGCACUGUGUCAUGCACUCAAUUCCUGCCUCCUCCCUUGAACCGGGUGGCACAGUUCCCGGUCAGCCAGAGCACCUCCUGCCACCUCGCUCUCUGGAAGACUCUUUCCGGACCAUGUCUUUUUCAAAGUCACUUGACCACUCAACCGAAUUCAGCAGCUCUAGAUUUUCCGAGAUCAUGGGAGCUGCCACAUCAACUGACGUCCCGGAUAGUGAGAAGUCAAAGCUGCCCUUAGUCCUGAAAAACAAGUCACCUAGGUGGCACGAACAGUUGCAAUGUUGGUGUUUAAAUUUCAGGGGACGGGUGACAAUUGCUUCAGUCAAGAACUUCCAGUUGAUUGCCGCCCCACCAGCUGUCGGAGCCUCCCAACCAUCACAACCACCGCCACAACCAGAGCAUGAUAAAGUGAUAUUGCAGUUCGGGAAAGUCGGGAAAGAUAUGUUUACCAUGGAUUAUCGAUACCCGUUAUCUGCAUUUCAAGCAUUUGCAAUCUGUUUAAGCAGCUUUGACACCAAAUUAGCCUGUGAAUAGAAAAUUUUAACAUUUUAGGGUUCCAAGAGCAAUGGACAAAUAGUAACUGCAUUUCUUUGGUUGUCCAUUUUGUGUGUACCUUGUUGAAAUUAGACUUUUUUUUUAUAA
This is a messenger RNA of Erigeron canadensis, 1673 nucleotides long. RefSeq names its product tubby-like F-box protein 8. The transcript is spliced from 5 exons. Gene Ontology annotation, molecular function: protein binding. The coding region runs from base 261 to 1565 and encodes 434 amino acids. The record is from RefSeq and is a predicted model, not a curated record. NCBI's taxonomy places the organism in Eukaryota, Viridiplantae, Streptophyta, Magnoliopsida, Asterales, Asteraceae.